Messenger RNA from Alexandromys fortis (reed vole), 5018 nucleotides. It is a transcript of the gene Cyfip1, whose product is annotated as cytoplasmic FMR1 interacting protein 1. Gene Ontology annotation, biological process: modification of synaptic structure; regulation of translation; cell morphogenesis. The record is from RefSeq and is a predicted model, not a curated record. Gene Ontology annotation, molecular function: RNA 7-methylguanosine cap binding; small GTPase binding. Gene Ontology annotation, cellular component: neuron projection; synapse; SCAR complex. NCBI's taxonomy places the organism in Eukaryota, Metazoa, Chordata, Mammalia, Rodentia, Cricetidae.
CAGGAUGGAGCCCUCCCAGCCUGGAGAUCAACCCACCCGCUCGACGGGUGGAGCCCACCCCGCAAAUCCCGGCUUCCUUUGCAGCGGUGAGCUGAGCGGCAGGCGGGGCUCCGACCCGGGAGGCUCGGGAGGCGGGGGGUACCGACCCGGGCCGAAAGAGCCGAACCGGAGGCUCGGGACCCAAAGCGGCCAGCGGGCGAAGGGAGGAGCGCCGGGAGGAAGAGGCCGAGCCGCGGAGCACCGCCCCGGAGGAAGGGGAGGAGGCCGGGUGUUUCCUGGUGCAUUCCCGACCCGCCCCAGUGACUCAUUGGGGGUAGGAGAGCUCCCCGGGCCCGCCCUGGACGAGCGAAGGCGGCGCAGACCAGUAUGGCUGCCCAAGUGACACUAGAAGAUGCGCUGUCCAACGUGGACCUCCUGGAGGAGCUGCCUCUGCCUGACCAGCAGCCCUGCAUCGAGCCUCCACCUUCCUCCCUGCUCUAUCAGCCCAACUUCAACACCAACUUUGAAGACAGAAAUGCAUUUGUCACGGGCAUUGCAAGAUACAUUGAACAAGCGACUGUCCACUCUAGCAUGAACGAGAUGCUGGAGGAAGGCCAGGAGUAUGCUGUCAUGCUCUACACCUGGAGGAGCUGCUCUCGAGCCAUCCCUCAGGUGAAGUGCAACGAACAGCCUAAUAGAGUUGAGAUUUAUGAGAAGACGGUGGAAGUCCUUGAACCAGAGGUCACAAAACUGAUGAAUUUUAUGUACUUCCAGAGAAAUGCCAUCGAGCGUUUCUGUGGGGAAGUGAGACGCCUGUGUCACGCAGAGAGGAGGAAGGACUUUGUGUCCGAAGCCUACUUGAUCACUUUGGGCAAAUUCAUCAACAUGUUUGCCGUGCUGGACGAGCUGAAGAACAUGAAGUGCAGCGUGAAGAAUGACCACUCUGCGUAUAAGAGGGCUGCUCAGUUUUUACGUAAAAUGGCAGAUCCACAGUCCAUCCAGGAGUCCCAGAACUUGUCCAUGUUCCUGGCCAACCACAACAAGAUCACACAAUCUCUGCAGCAGCAGCUUGAGGUCAUCUCUGGCUAUGAAGAGCUCCUGGCGGACAUCGUGAAUCUCUGUGUGGAUUACUACGAGAACAGAAUGUACUUGACACCCAGUGAAAAGCACAUGCUUCUCAAAGUCAUGGGAUUUGGCCUGUACCUGAUGGAUGGGAGUGUCAGUAACAUCUACAAACUCGAUGCCAAGAAAAGAAUCAACUUAUCCAAAAUAGACAAAUACUUCAAGCAGCUGCAGGUGGUUCCCCUGUUUGGAGAUAUGCAGAUAGAACUGGCGAGAUACAUCAAGACCAGUGCUCACUAUGAGGAGAAUAAGUCCCGGUGGACCUGCACGUCCUCAAGCAGCAGCCCGCAGUACAACAUCUGUGAGCAGAUGAUCCAGAUCCGGGAGGACCACAUGCGCUUCAUCUCUGAGCUGGCACGCUACAGCAACAGUGAGGUGGUCACCGGGUCUGGCCGGCAGGAGGCCCAGAAGACAGAUGCUGAGUACCGGAAGCUCUUCGACCUGGCUCUGCAGGGCCUGCAGCUUCUGUCGCAGUGGAGCGCGCACGUGAUGGAAGUGUACUCCUGGAAGCUGGUCCACCCCACCGACAAGUACUCCAACAAGGACUGCCCGGACAAUGCUGAGGAGUAUGAGCGCGCCACGCGCUAUAACUACACCACCGAGGAGAAGUUUGCCCUGGUGGAGGUGAUCGCCAUGAUCAAAGGCCUGCAGGUGCUGAUGGGCAGGAUGGAGAGCGUGUUCAAUCACGCCAUCAGGCACACUGUCUACGCUGCCCUGCAAGACUUUUCCCAGGUGACCCUCAGAGAGCCACUGAGACAGGCCAUCAAGAAGAAGAAGAACGUCAUCCAGAGUGUUCUGCAGGCCAUCAGGAAGACUGUGUGUGACUGGGAGACUGGGCACGAACCCUUCAACGACCCAGCUCUGCGGGGCGAGAAGGACCCUAAGAGUGGCUUUGACAUCAAGGUGCCACGGCGUGCUGUGGGACCCUCCAGCACACAGCUCUUCCUGGUGCGCACUAUGGCUGAGUCCUUGAGCUCUGCCGAGCUGCAGAGGCAGCUCAAGUCUCUGGGCAUGGAAAGGCUCUUGCAUGUGGUAAACGCGUUUCUGAGGCAGUCGUACACCUAUCCACCUCUCUUAACCUUUGGUGGUAAGACAUCCUUCGUUUUUCUUGUUGAUGCUUAUGGCACGGAGGUGAGCUGCUCCUCUACACAGAGUUCGUCCCAGGAAGCGGCAUCUUGGCUCUGCGGACCCAGGCCCUCCGGACAGCCUCUCUCUGGCAGGCUGAUUGCGGGCAUGGGAUUCAGCCAAGGUGUAGUGGAGCAGGUCUUCUUCUAGAUUUUCCCGUUUGUUGUGACUAAUGUACCGUUUAUAUUUUUUCCCCUACAAAUACCUCCUUGGAUAACACAGCUUUACAUGGUGAGAACCAUGCUAGAGUCCCUCAUUGCAGACAAAAGUGGUGCCAAGAAAACCUUGAGAAGUAGCCUUGAGGGGCCCACCAUAUUGGACAUAGAAAAGUUCCAUCGAGAGUCCUUCUUCUACACACACUUGAUAAAUUUCAGUGAAACACUGCAGCAGUGCUGUGACCUUUCCCAGCUGUGGUUCCGAGAGUUCUUCCUGGAACUGACCAUGGGCAGGAGGAUCCAGUUCCCCAUUGAGAUGUCCAUGCCCUGGAUUCUGACUGACCACAUCCUCGAGACCAAGGAGGCGUCCAUGAUGGAGUACGUCCUCUACUCCCUGGAUCUGUACAACGACAGCGCCCACUACGCGCUCACCAGGUUCAACAAGCAGUUUCUCUAUGACGAAAUCGAGGCGGAGGUGAAUCUAUGUUUUGACCAAUUUGUUUACAAACUGGCAGACCAGAUAUUUGCGUAUUACAAGGUUAUGGCAGGAAGUUUGCUUCUCGACAAACGGUUACGAUCAGAAUGCAAAAACCAGGGCGCCACGAUCCACCUGCCGCCGUCCAACCGCUACGAGACGCUGUUGAAGCAGAGACAUGUGCAGCUGCUCGGAAGAUCCAUUGAUCUCAAUCGUCUGAUUACGCAGCGUGUCUCAGCGGCCAUGUAUAAAUCUCUAGAAUUGGCAAUCGGGCGGUUUGAAAGUGAAGAUUUGACGUCAGUGGUCGAGCUGGAUGGCCUCUUAGAAAUCAAUCGCAUGACACACAAGCUGAUGAGCAAGUACCUCACACUGGACAGCUUUGACGCCAUGUUCCGGGAAGCCAACCACAACGUGUCUGCGCCUUAUGGAAGGAUUACCCUCCAUGUCUUCUGGGAGCUGAACUACGACUUCUUGCCCAACUACUGCUAUAAUGGCUCCACCAACCGAUUUGUUCGGACAGUAUUGCCAUUUUCUCAGGAAUUUCAGCGAGACAAACAGCCCAAUGCACAACCCCAGUACCUGCAUGGAUCCAAGGCUCUGAACCUGGCCUACUCCAGCAUUUACGGCAGCUACCGGAACUUUGUGGGGCCUCCUCAUUUCCAGGUCAUCUGCCGGCUGCUCGGCUACCAGGGCAUCGCGGUGGUCAUGGAAGAGCUGCUGAAGGUUGUCAAGAGCCUGCUGCAAGGCACGAUCCUGCAGUACGUGAAGACCCUGAUGGAGGUGAUGCCCAAGAUCUGCCGCCUUCCCCGCCAUGAGUACGGCUCUCCUGGUGAGCAAGGGAUGCAAGAAUGUCACCCAAAGUCCUUAGACGUGUACUUCUGGGCCAACCUGCAUGACCUCCAGGCCGGUUCUUUAGAAGAAGUGUGUGACCUGUUGCAUGCAGCCCCAUUCCAGAACAUCUUGCCUCGAGUCCACGUGAAAGAGGGGGAGAGAGUUGAUGCGAAAAUGAAAAGACUAGAAUCCAAGUAUGCGCCCCUGCAUCUUGUCCCACUGAUUGAAAGGCUGGGAACCCCACAGCAAAUUGCAAUCGCAAGAGAAGGGGACUUACUGACCAAGGAGCGACUUUGCUGUGGUCUAUCCAUGUUUGAGGUCAUCCUGACACGGAUCCGGACCUUUCUGGAUGAUCCCAUCUGGCGUGGGCCUCUGCCCAGCAAUGGGGUCAUGCAUGUGGAUGAGUGUGUGGAGUUUCACAGGCUGUGGAGCGCCAUGCAGUUUGUGUACUGCAUUCCCGUGGGGACACACGAGUUCACAGUGGAGCAGUGUUUUGGAGAUGGGCUCCACUGGGCUGGCUGCAUGAUCAUUGUACUGCUCGGACAGCAGCGCCGCUUUGCAGUGCUGGAUUUCUGCUACCAUCUUCUCAAAGUCCAGAAACAUGACGGCAAAGAUGAGAUUAUCAAAAAUGUGCCACUGAAGAAGAUGGUGGAGAGGAUCCGGAAGUUCCAGAUUCUCAACGAUGAAAUCAUCACUAUCCUGGACAAGUACUUGAAGUCUGGUGAUGGGGAGAGCACGCCCGUGGAACACGUCCGCUGCUUCCAGCCGCCCAUCCACCAGUCCCUAGCCAGCAGCUAAGGGCUAAGCUCACGGCAUUCUGUAACUGACGGCAUGUUUGUCUUUAUGUUAAUUAUAUUGACAUUUUUAGGGACUAUUUUGAACCUACUUCCGGGGGUGCUUUUUGAUCUGAAAGCUUAACUUUAUAAAACUUAUUUUUCUAAACUAAAACUUGUAUAUGCCUUUGGAAUUGGGAAGUAUGAGAAUACUGGUUGCCAGUUGUUGCCAUUCAUUACUAUGAUGGUCUUAACAGGUAUUUUUUUAUGUUGAAUGUUCCAGUAGCUAGUUAUAAAAUACUGAAUUAGCCUGUAAGAAGCAUAACGCCAACUAACUGUAUUUUAAAAAUUCCCUACCAAUUUUUAUUAUACUUAAUGAGUAGCUGUUUUGUUUAGGGGUUUUUCUGACGGUCUUUUAGGAAAUCUUUUCUAAGUCAUUGCUCCCUUUUAUGCCAAGAGUGAAAUUGUUUCCUCUGCUUCCACCAAAUCCAGUAAUGUCAGUCUGAUUUGUAAGAUAUGACUUACAGAUUAGAGAAAUAAAAGUUAAUGUAAUCUGUU